GCAAACUUCACAGCCCGUCCCUUCUUGCUCCUUAAUCCUGACCGUAGGCAUAACGGUACUCGCGUUCACGUCGACUCAAAACCGCACGCAAGAGUUGGAAAGAACCCCGAGAGCGCACCAUGAAAACUUGUCCAGUCCUCUCGCGUUUUUCGCUACUUUUUGCCGCCUGUUUUCUUUUUGCUUCUAUUUUUGCAGUGGACGGUGAAGUGUGUGAGGUGAACGUGUGUCUGAAUGGAGGGACAUGUGUGAGCAGCGAGGGGAAAGAUCGCUUCAAGUGUAUCUGCAUGGACGGCUUCACUGGUGAAAAGUGCAACGAGACAGAGACUGGGCUGUGUCAUCCAAACCCCUGCAAAAAUGAUGGCAUAUGUGAGAUGGACAGCUCGCAGAGAGGAGAUGUAUUUACUGGAUAUGUUUGCAGGUGCCCAAAAGGCUUCAGUGGCAGCCACUGCCAGCACAAUGUGAAUUACUGUCUGAGUCAGCCAUGUCAAAAUGGAGGUCAGUGUCGGGAUCUUGAUGGUGGUUUCAGCUGCAAAUGCCCUUCACCUUAUGUUGGGAAGCACUGCCAACUGCGCUGCAUCUCUCUGUUGGGAAUGGAAGGUGGUGGCAUCGCCGAGUCUCAAAUCACCGCCUCCUCCAUCUACUAUGGCAUUCUGGGAUUGCAGCGCUGGGGCCCCGAGCUGGCCCGGCUUAACAACAAAGGCCUGGUGAAUGCAUGGACUUCAGCUUCACAUGACAAGAACCCCUGGAUUGAGAUCAAGAUGCAGAGGAAGAUGCGUCUCACUGGCAUCAUAACCCAAGGUGCCAGCCGCAUGGGCACCGCUGAGUACAUCAAAGCCUUCAAGGUGGCAUCCAGUUUAGAUGGACACACAUAUACCAUGUACAGAGGCAAGGACCAGAAGGACAAAAUUUUUGUUGGAAAUAUGGACAAUGAUGGGACAAAGACCAACAUAUUUGACCCACCCAUAAUCGCUCAGUACAUCCGGAUUCUGCCUGUAGUGUGCCACAGUGCCUGCACUCUCAGAAUGGAGCUGGUGGGCUGCGAACUGAACGGUUGCUCAGAGCCUCUGGGCUUUAAGUCGCGGCUGAUCAGCGAUGCCCAGCUGUCUGCCUCCAGCUCUUUCUGCACAUGGGGCAUCGAGGCAUUCACCUGGCAUCCGCACUAUGCCCGUCUGGACAAACAGGGCAAGACCAAUGCCUGGACAGCUGCCACCAACAGCAGAGACGAAUGGCUGCAGGUGGACCUGCUAUCCCCUAAGCGCAUCUCGGGCAUCAUUACUCAGGGAGCCAAGGACUUUGGGACGGUACAGUUCGUUUCGGCCUACAAAGUGGCUUACAGUGAUGAUGGCCAGUACUGGACUGUGGUGAAGAACGACAAAACAAAAACAGAUGAGAUCUUCCCUGGCAACAGUGAUAACAACGUGCACAAAAAGAAUGUGUUUGAACCGCCUUUCUAUGCCCGAUUUGUUCGGAUCCUCCCGUGGGUGUGGCAUGAACGAAUCACCCUGCGAAUGGAGCUGCUGGGCUGUGAUGAGUAAUGCUCCACCCCCUAGCCCCACUUCACCUCCCACUGUCCCUUCCACUGUCCCUCCUUCCUGAGCCACUUAUGCACUGCCUUGCUCACAGCACCAGAUGGCGGUAAUACCACAUAGUCCUGCCCAGCAGCUGAUCCCAGCAUACCAGGCUUUGGGGGUAUCUCACAUUAAGAAGGAAAUAAUAAUAAUAAUAAUAAUAAUAAUAAUUCUGCAAUGAAAACUCUGUACCUCUUUUGUUCAUGAUGUAGGGAGAUUUUGCCAAACAAAACAACUGAAAAAAGAAAUGAUAGUGUAAGAUGUAAUUCAGAAUUGCUUAGUAUUACAUGAUUAGAGUAGAUUGAAUAUGUUCCUAUGAGACUACAGUGCUCUUAAGAGAUUAUAUUACCCCAGCAUUUAAUGUUUAUGAUUAUUUGCAUAGAGUGAUGUAUAUAAAGCCCAAGUUAAUAAUUAUACAGAAGGAAAAAAAAAUGUAUUUUGUUAAAAUAUUUGUUAACUGGUUAAUUAGUUGGUUGUAAAAGCAUUGUCCAGAUGCAGUCUUUUUAUUUGGUAAGUGAUGCAGUCUCUGAGUAGUUCAUAGCAAGACCUGAUCGUGAGCAUGACUUUUUAAAUGGUUGUAAAAAGUUUUUGUCAAGGUUUUUUAAAUGUUGACCUCCAUAUUUCAUACUUUUUAAAAAGUUUCCAAAGAAACCUUUUUUUAAAAAGUCAUUUGGCUUUUUUUUUUGUGAAACUAAGUUCUCAACAAAAUACCAAACAAAAAGUUCAGUCAACACAAAACGUAGCUUAAAGUGUAACAAAGGAGCAGCAGUAUAUCAAUUGCUGAGCAUUAGUGCUUUGGCCAUACACUGCCACGGAUAUUUCUCAGGUAGAGGAGAAUCGAAUGCAAUGUGCUACUGAUUUUUAAUUUUUUUUAACAACACAAAUUAUUCUAAAAUAAACUCAUUUUUGAAUAUUGUCAUUUCAUAAGCCAAAGUAAUCUCAUCUUUCCAUGUGAAUUGGGUGAAGCAGAAAAUGUGUCCUAGCCCUGUUUUUUACAUUACCUAUUCAGCCAAAUGCAUCAUAUGUAAUAUAUUCAGUGAUUAGCUGGGUCAAUAGGGUUUGAAUUUUUUAGUGGUCUAGCAGCAAUUGAAAUGCUCCUAUUAUAAAAACAUAUGUGAUCUUCCCCAACAAGGGGGAGAAAAUCUAAUUUAGAAUGAUUGCUACGGUUACACUGAGGCGCUGACAUAACUCCUCCCCAAUCUACAUAAUGCUCUCACAGUGCCAUGCUCUGAUUCCUUCCCCAACAACUUUUAUAUGAAUUAUGUAUUUUGGGCUUGUGCAAUAUGAUAUGAGCAUUAAUAUUAAUGAAAAAUAUAAAUGGAACAUUUUUAGUAAAAAGUAUUUUCUCCAUUGCUUACAGAUGAAGAUUUAAACAUGCUGGUUGGUAGUAAGAAACACUGAAUAAUAUAUUAUGCAGUGGUUGUGUACUACAUUUAAAAGCCAUCUCUGGAAUUCAUCAUCAGUGUUGGCAAAUGAUUUUCAGUGGUUUUGUACUCCACUGUGAAAAGAUAGCAACUUUGUAAUUCCUAUUCAGUAUGUUCUCUGUUCUGUCUUGUAUUCUCUGAGGUUUCUUUUUUUUGACAAGUUUCCAAACUUGUAUGUAACAUUCUUCGAUUUCACUUGAGUGUAUCUUUUUGAAAUAUUUUUUGUUUUUACUAACUGAAAACAAAUAAACAACCCGAAUCAAUAAUGUG
Molecule: messenger RNA, 3262 nt
Organism: Electrophorus electricus (electric eel)
Lineage: Eukaryota; Metazoa; Chordata; Actinopteri; Gymnotiformes; Gymnotidae
Gene: mfge8b
Product: milk fat globule EGF and factor V/VIII domain containing b
Cellular component (GO): plasma membrane
Molecular function (GO): calcium ion binding; signaling receptor activity
Source: RefSeq, a predicted model, not a curated record